AUGGAAAACAUCGCGCCUGUGGCCUCCGGCAAAUCCACAGGCAAGACCUCCAAGGACUCGCUCGAGAUCGUCGCAGCGCAUAACACUGGUCCGCCGCUCACGAGCAAGCGCUGUGAGACCUUGAAGUGGGCGGACUCCCGGCUCACCCCUGGGUUGGAGAGGGUCGAGAAGCCCCUGGCAGACUUCAAGGAGGUCCGGGAUGGCGUGACGCUGGUGAUCCGGUCGCGGUUGGCCGCUCUGGCCGGCGUUGAGGUGGCCGAGCCUGCCCCUGGACCCGGCAAAGGGGGCAAGAAAGGAGUGGCCAAGGCGUCCGCGAAGGCAGCCCUCAAAGCCAAGGGUGGUGAUUCGACAGUGACCGUCUCUACAGGGCGAGCAGAGCGCGGGCUCAUCAUCCAGGUCGCCCAUCCGGAGACGGAGGCGGAAGAAGUCGCGCCCGUGUCUCCAAAUGCGAUCUGA
Messenger RNA from Symbiodinium sp. CCMP2592, 456 nucleotides. The record is from the annotation of a GenBank genome assembly. Lineage: Eukaryota; Dinophyceae; Suessiales; Symbiodiniaceae.